AUGUUAUAAGCAAUAAAAAAGGGUUUUUAAAAGUUAGAUAUAUUUGGUCAAACAAUAACCCUCAAUAUGAAUAGAAAUGACCUUUAUACAACAUCUUUUGGAGGAUUUUCUUCUAUUCUAAUAAUAUGCCUCUUAAGUCUAAUAUUUUAUUCUAAUAUCAUAUCAUUCUUUUAAAAACAAAAUAUAUAUCAUGGAAAUGAAGUUGUUUUUUCAAAUGAUCCUGGUAUAAUUGAGAUGGAUGAAAAAAAUUCGAUGAUUGCAAUUUCAAUUGAUUAACCUAAUUUUACUACAAAUCCAUUCUUUCAAAUUUCUUUAGAACAAAGGUAAUCAAAUUUAAAUAAACAUUCUUAGAAUCUAUAUUAGAAAUUUAAAUGGUACAAUAGAAAAAUUAUCUAUAGAAAUCCCUUUAAAACCAUGUACAUUAGAUCGUUUUAAUAAUAUUUUUUCUGAUGAAGGAAUAAAUUUUACAGAUUAAUUCAAUUUUUAAGGAAUUGGAAAUAUGUUAUGCCCAAUGUAAUUGAAUUGAAUUAUAAGGUUCAAGAGAUAAUUUUAAAUAUCAUCUUUAAGGUACAUAUUCGAGCUAAAUCUUUAAAUUUUUAAAAAUAAGUGUAAAAAGUUGCAAGAGUACAGAUAUAAUCAAUAAUAAUCUUGAGUGGAAUCCUACCUGUGCAUCUGACUAAGAUAGAUAAAAUUACUUAAAUGAAAACAGUUAAUUUAAAUUGUAAAUAAUUUAAAUUAAUACUGUUAUAAAUCCAUAAAAUCCUGAAAAUUACAAAACUAUUUAUAUUGAUAGCGACAUGUAUUUUCCCUUUGUUCCCCUUAAAUUAGCUAGAUUAGCUAAUAUAUUUUAUAGAUAGGUCAAUAUAAAUAAUGAUAAUAGUUUAUUACCAUUUGAGUAAAAAAAAAUCAUAAUAUAUUUAGGAAAGUAGAUAAAGAAGAAAUUAUAAUGAGGAAAGCAGAAGAUUAUCGUGAUUUAACUGAAUUAGGAAGAGAUACAGAUGAUAAUUAUGCAAUUGUAUAUUUAAGAAGAAGUCCUUUUACAGAGAUUGUGAAUAGAAGAUUUUAAAAGAUAGGUGAACUACUUUCUUAUUUAGGUGGAUUUAUGUAAAUUAUGAAAGUUCUAUUUGGUUUUUUUAUAGCCUUUUAUAAUAGAACAUCUAUGCUUAUUGAGUUGGCAAAUAAAUUAUAUGAUUUUAAAGAAGAAAAAGAUGUCAAAAAAUUAAAAACAAUUAACACUGUCUCAUAUAUAGAACAAAUUUCAUCUCCUAUUGAUGUAUUUUAAAUAAAUGGAAAUUAAUUAAAUUAAACUCAUGAUAUUUCAAAUAUUGAAUGGAAGGAUUAUUUAAGUAAAUUAGUUUAAAAAUCUGAUUCUAUUAAAUUUAAUUUUAAAUUGUUCAUUAAUCAAUUAACAUUUGGAUUUUGUUUUAAAGAUAAAAAUUCUUAAUUCUUAGAAAAAGCUAUGUAAAUAUAUUUAUUUUAUUUGUUAAGUGAAAAGAUAAAUAAUGAAUUGGAUCUGCAUACAAUAUUUUAUUAAUUACAUGAGAUAAAUAAAUUGAAACAAGUUUUGUUAAGAAAAUCAUAAAUAAUUUUAUUUAAUUUUUCACCUAAACCUAUAAUCACUUUAGGCAUAGAUUAGACUGUUCCUUCAAGACUCACAAUUAAAGAUAGUAGUCACUUAUCCCACAUUUAGAAAACUGAAGAAGAAUUAAUAAAUGAAGAAUUGUUUUCUAAAUUACAAUAAGUAAUUAUAAUCCAUAUGUAGGCAUAUAAAGAAAUUUUAAAUGAAAUAAACCAAAAUCCUUCUAACUUAUGUUAAAUGAAUAUCAAUCUAAAAUUAACUCAACUUAUUGGAUAGGAUUUUAUGAAAUUAAUUCUACCUUUUUAACAAAGGAGAAAUGGUUUUAAGUUAUUAGAUUCAAAUUUAAAUUAAGAAACUGAAUUAUGA
Paramecium pentaurelia is the source of this 1945-nucleotide messenger RNA. The record is from the annotation of a GenBank genome assembly. Lineage: Eukaryota; Ciliophora; Oligohymenophorea; Peniculida; Parameciidae.